Molecule: messenger RNA, 3373 nt
Organism: Geodia barretti
Lineage: Eukaryota; Metazoa; Porifera; Demospongiae; Tetractinellida; Geodiidae
Source: the annotation of a GenBank genome assembly
AUGCGCAUAUUUUUUUGCGUGCAGCAGCCGUUCUGUGAGGAGCUGAAAUGUGGGUGAUGAUGAUGAUGCUCGUCUCUGAACACCUACACAGCAGCCAUGAAGAAGAACAAGAGCAUAUCGAACUGGAUGAGCUCUGCUCUGAAAAAGCCUCCGCUCUCUACUACCGCUAGCGGCUUUUCCCACGGAGAGGUGAGCAGAGGAGGAGGUGAUUUUACCAGCAAGAGAACGACCGGGCGGCAGGAGAAGCGGAGUGCAGCUCAGAAUACAGAUACAGCCACAGGUUUCUCGGUGGAGGAUUCAGACAUGCCGUGGUGUCAAAAACACUCACCAGUCUCAGUGAGUGAUCUUGCAGUCCACAAGAAGAAGGUUGCAGAAGUCCAGCAAUGGCUAGAGUUUGCGCUAUCCACGCCUCAUCGGACAGCUGGUCAGCUGAUGCUACUGCUGGUAGGUCCUCCCGGAUGCGGGAAGACGACAACGGUAAACACUCUGGCUCGGGAUAUGGGCUGCACCAUCCUCGAAUGGGCCAACCCAGUCACUGAUGUUGAACCCCAGCCAGGAGACCUUGUCGUGUACUCAGAGUCUCAAACGAGACUGUUUCACAGUUUCCUGGUCAGAGCAAAUCGCUACCCCACCCUGCAGUUGGGCGUGGCUACCAGUGGGUGUGGUCCUGGGAAGAAGAUUGUCAUUGUGGAAGUCCCUGGGUCCCUCCCUCCACCAUCCUCUGGUGUUCAUAGUCAGCGACAGUCACCAGAGAGACUCUUCCGCUCACAGCCUCUUCUCAAAGUCACACAACCCUCUCGACAACGUCCAUACCAUAAGUUUCAACCCAGUGGCCCACACAGCUCUAGUCAAGACCCUGCAGAGAAUAGCCGACUCAGAGUGCACCAAAACCUCAUCAUCGACAGGAGCAGCAGCAGCACGGGACAGAAGAGGGCUGCAGAGGUACCAGCUCCCUCCUCGAGAGGUCAUUGAGCGACUGGCGGAGAGCUCAGUUGGGGACAUCAGGAGUGCUAUCAACGCUCUUCAGUUCACCUGUCGCACUGGUGAGGGAGGAGUGGAGGUGUUGAAAGGUCAGAAGUCAGGAAGACUCAAACGGACCAAAUCUGGCUCCUCCUCCAGUACCACCAAGAUGAGGAGACACACCUCCUCCGGUCCGCUCCUUUUUAACCCUUUGUGUGCCGUGAAUUACCAUAUAGUGGGUUCAUUUUGCUCAUUUUGAUUUCCAUUUAGGAAAAUAGAAGUACGUUCUCAUGUGCCGCAUGCACAACCUUCUCCAAACCUUUGAAAAAGACACCUCUUGUCCGCAGUUUUUUAUACUGCGCUAUUUUUUGGAUUUCCAAAAUAUGAGUUUCGUUCCACACAAACCAUUUGUACUUCAAGUAUAAUUUUCCCGUACCAAAGAGCCUGCUUUUUAUGGCUCAGCGUUAUGGUUUAGUCUGUGUUCUAUUGGCUUAUGAAAAUAAAACUGUGUGCAGCUUUGUACUACACAUGAACUGCAAUACAGUAUCUAGUCGUGUAUACUCUGUAACUGUGGUAAUGAGCCCAUGACGCGGGUAUGUACUCUUCUUGACGACCAUGAGCAUAAGGUUGUUGAGUAUUCCUGGUCAGAUGGAGGUUCCCUGGCAGCCAUUGGCGGUCGGGACAACUCUAUCUUCCUGUUCCGAGCCCUCGGGAAGAUCCUCUACUGCAAGAGAGAGACCACCUCAGACAGAGAGGGGGGAGAGGGAGAAGGGGAGGGGGGCCCUCGUGGGUCUGCAGUAGCUCUGCCUCCUCACCUCCGCCAUCACCAGAGACCACGUCUUCUUGUGGACCCGGAGUGGGUUGUAGAACACAGUCACCUCAGUCCGGAGAUGUUCGUUCUCUAUCUACACCAGAACUACCUCCACAUGCACAGCGACAUUGACAACAUUGUUCGAGGGAGUGAGUAUCUCAGUGGAUCAGAUGUGAUGUCCACAUUCUGGACCGACUCUCAAUCAGCGCGAGCCUCACUCCUGGCAGCCUCCUGCAGUCUAGCUUGUCGAGGUCUCCUCCAUUCCUCUGAAUAUACUGCUGCUGAGGGAGGAGGGGGUGGAGGUGGAGGGAGCAACAAAUGGAGACCUCUACACAAGCCCCAGUGGAUCUCUGUUAACCGAACAUAUCGUGACAAAUGUCAAACAGCCAAGAGACUAUUCCUCCACCUGGGCCAGUCGCCACACGCUCACCUGUGGACUCCAGUGGAGCUACAGACUGAGAUAUUGCCUCAUCUGGCCCUCACCAACAUGCCCCUCAGAAACCCAGGUCUCUCCAUACAUACACCUUGUAUUGCGCAAGAGUAAUCACAGGAAUGCAGCUUGAAAUUUGCAACAAAAGUUCGCAAGGCAAAGGCAAACAACUGCACUUGACACGUAUGUACACAUAACACGCUGAGCUCCCAUUAGCAGUACAAGACCUUCUCUGCCAUGCCUGUUGUACCGCUCGUGUAUAGCCCAAAUGUUCUGUCCCUCUGUUUGUUAGUGCUAGUUCGGACUCAUACUACUAUAUAUGAAACAGAAGAUUUCACUAUUAUAGCUCAUUCUGAUCAUUUGAAGCCAGUAUAUAUAGUAGUGUUCUGGAUCAGUGAGGUCACUGGGGGUGAGAAGACGUUCGGUAGACCUGACCAGACAAUUGUGUUUGUUGUGACUGACGGACGUGGCAUCAUUACUUAACACUUCGCAAGAAUUACUUAAUCGUCCACCAUUUUUUCAAGUAUGUGCCCGUGCAGAUUGUACAGCACCACGUUUGCGACACUAAAAUUGAAUUACCUUUGGAGACUAAUUAUCUGGGUAGAGGUGUUUGUCACGUACAAGGUAAGGUGCAAAUGCCAGCGGCGUGUGACGCUAUGUAGGGUCUUGUGACUGAGAGUGCGUAGUUAAAGGAUCUGUAUCCAAAAUUUUGAAUUUACAAUCUGCAUCAAUUUGUUGUACGUAGUUGUAAUGCUGACCUGUUAUGUUUUUUUGCACUACCUUUUUAGACCAAGCAGCCUUGCUACAAUCUAUAACUCACUUUUCUCACAGCUACAUCAGGGGUUACCUGGAGAGGCUGGGAGAAAGAGAUGUAGACACUGUUCUCACUCAAGACAGCGGGUCUUCCUCUGUCGGACUUGGGCCAUCGCAGGAUGCUAGGGCCGGGUCUCUGUUCCGUUCCGUGUCGCAGGACGUGGGAAUGGGACCGGUGGACGGCCCGGAGGAGGAGGAGACCGUGAUAGAGGAUUUUGAGGACGAUGUAAUCUGGUAGUGUGGCACCAAACGUUCAUUCACUGUACGUAUAUGUUGCACAUCUUGUGACCCUAUUGUCUUUUUUCUCAUAUCAACACGUUGUAUGGCAGGUUCGUGGCCUCUAAAUCGACAUUUAGUAA